Molecule: messenger RNA, 2397 nt
Organism: Pelodiscus sinensis (Chinese soft-shelled turtle)
Lineage: Eukaryota; Metazoa; Chordata; Testudines; Trionychidae
Gene: LMOD1
Product: leiomodin 1
Biological process (GO): pointed-end actin filament capping; actin filament organization; muscle contraction
Cellular component (GO): striated muscle thin filament; cytoskeleton; myofibril
Molecular function (GO): actin binding; tropomyosin binding
Source: RefSeq, a predicted model, not a curated record
UGUAAUUGGCCAGCUGCUGUACCAGCUCAGGUCCUCCCUUGAUAACCAAUUUAUCCUGAGCUGUAGUAAGUUAGAGCUGCUUAGGUUUAACACUUCAGCACCUGAAAGGGAGGAGGAAGCAGUAGCUUCUGAUCUAUUAUUUCAGUGAUUUUCCUCCACUCUUUGACUUUGCGUAGCGUCACAGCUGUGCUUCUUCUCCACUGACAAGAUGUCCAGGGUAGCAAAAUACCGAAGGCAAGUCAGUGAAGAUCCAGAUAUUGAUAGCUUAUUAGCUACUUUAUCUCCAGAGGAGAUGGAAGAGCUGGAAAAGGAGUUGGAUGUGGCUGAUCCAGAUGGGAAUAUCCCUGUGGGACUCAGGCAAAGAAACCAAACUGACAAGCAGUCGACUGGCUUGUUCAACCGAGAAGCAAUGCUCAACUAUUGUGAAAAGGAGUCCAAGAAACUUAUUCAGAGGGAACUGUCAGUGGACGAAGGGAAACCAGCAGAGAGGAAAAAAGACCCCAGGAACCUGGAAGGAAGGGGUAAGGAAGCUCGUUCACAAGACCUGGGCAGGAAACGAGACUUUGAUCUGGGAAGAGAAUGUGCUCAGAAAACAAGUUACAAAGAGAAGGAAGAACUAGAGAGUAAAUGCAAUGACAAACCCAAAGGAGAAAAGGCCCCCAAGGACAAAGACAAAGUCAUCGACAAAAAACUCAUAGGAAAGGGCCAAAAGGAAGAAGAGAAGAGAGCGCCAGCAAAGAAAGAGCUAGGAAAAGACCGAAAAGGAGAAGAAAGGAGAGAAAAGGAUGGUAAAGAAGAAGAAAAGCAUUCAGCUUUAAAGAAAUACUCAAAGGUUGAUGGUAAGGAGAAAUCACUUAUAGACUCCAAAGGAGUCACUGAGGAAAAGGCUCCUCAAACACCAGAGACAGAGCCUAAACAGAUGCCAGAAAAUUACCCCUCAAAACCUGUGGACAGUCUCCCAAGCCAGACCAAGGAAGAGGAGGAAGCAGCUUCCAGUAUUUUUGAUGAGCCCUUGGAAAGACUGAAAAAUGUCAAUAACUCCGACUGCAUCACCAGUGAAAUCCUCGUGCGCUUCACGGAGGCCUUGGAAUUUAACACUGUGGUCAAAGUGUUUUCCCUGGCCAAUACCCAUGCCGAUGACCAUGUUGCAUUUGCCAUUGCCAUUAUGUUGAAAUCAAACAAGGCACUAAGCAGCAUCAAUCUGGACUCUAACCACAUCACCGGUAAAGGCAUCCUGGCCAUCUUCCGUGCCCUGCUGCAGAACAACACCCUGACAGAGCUGCGUUUCCAUAACCAGCGGCACAUCUGUGGAGGGAAGACGGAGAUGGAGAUAGCCAAGCUGCUGAAGGAGAACACUACCCUCCUGAAGCUGGGCUACCAUUUUGAGUUGGCCGGGCCCCGCAUGACAGUCACAAACCUGCUGAGUAGGAACAUGGACAAGCAGAGGCAGAAACGCCUGCAGGAGCAGAAGCAGGCUCAGGAAUGUGGAGAGAAGAAAGACCUGCUAGAGGUGCCAAAGGCAGGCGGUUUGCUAAAGGGGUCCCCCAAAUCUUCCCCACAGCCAUCCCCCAAAUCUUCCCCAUGGUCUUCCCCUAAAAGUUCUCCUAAGAAGGGUGGGCUGCCAGCUGCACCUCCCCCACCUCCACCUCCACUAGCACCACCCCUGAUCAAUGAAAAUAUAAGGAACUCUCUCUCUCCAGCCACACAGAGGAAGAUGGUGGAGAAAGCACUUCCUCCUCAGGAGAAGAACUCGAGGGACCAGCUGUUGGCUGCCAUUCGAUCCAGCAACGUCAAACAGCUCAAGAAGGUGGAGGUGCCAAAAUUGUUGCAAUAGGACGCGGAAGCUGGAUCUCUGCAGGGAUGAGACCUGUGGCAGAAAAUAGGACGUUUGCCUUUCUCGUGACUGUUUACAUGACAAGUCCUUCGAGACUCUGCCAUGGCCACCUGCCUGCCCAGAGCCUGAGGAGCAGUGUUCUCUGUGGGUCCAACGGAGGGGUCAUCCGGGGGCCAGUGGAAGCAGUGUGUGCAGCAGACCUGCUCUUCAUUUUUACAUUUUUUUAACUCUUAAAGCUUUUUUGCAGCCAGCACCAGCAAGCGGCAUGCCAUUGCCAGGUGAGGGACAGCCCCAGGAAUGGGAGGGAAGCUGUUUGGGCCUCUCUGCUGACAAUUUGGAGUGUAAGUUCCCAAGGGCAGCAGCUGCAGGAUGGACGUCCCUGGAACUGCAUGGCUCUGCCAAUACAGAACCGCAUGUAGGCAGCAGUCCGCACCCAACCAGCCUUGCUUUGCUCUGGCUAGGGGACAGGUGGCAGCAGGACACUGUGGCGUGCCGCCGAGCAGAACGCAGAGCAGAAAUGAAUUGCCACCUCUCGGGUUCAGAGUCAACACUGCAGGGGAGGG